CUUCGCAUUCACACAAUAAUGGGAGGGACGUUCUCCUCUUUAACCUUAUAUUAACCCUAUGAACUUUCGCGGUUUGGCUUUACACCAUGAACCAUUGUCACCUUUAACUCUUCCAUUAUUCUCUCCAAAACUCUUUCAUGGCAACACCACCAACAUCCAUUGAAUCCAACCUAUUCCCCACCCAUUGAUGGCCAAUUUACGUCCCUUUUUCACAAACUUCAUCUCCCUUUUCUUCUUCAUCCUCCUCCACCUCGGUUGCUUCAUCAUCUUCCCCUCCUCCCACCACCACCGACACCGCCCAAAACCCCCCUCAUGCGCCCCUUUCCUCCGCGUCUCCCCGACCAAACUCAAACGCCAUAAAACCAUCUCCUCCUCUUGGUCAUUCAUCAAACGAAUCUUCUCAUCAAACCCCACAUCUCAAAUUAUUGAUAACAACUCAAAGUUUGUCCAUAUACCCACACCCGACAAUAUAAACCGGUCUAUAUCCACCACCCGACCCAGAUCACUCACAGAAUCUGAUUACAUCCCUAUACGUCAUGAAAUCCACCCAUGUUUGAACUGUGGUGAGAUUUUCCAGUCAUCCGGUUUGCUUGAACAACAUCAAUCGAUCAAACACGUGGUUUGUGAGCUGUUUGAUGAUGACCCGGGUAAGAACGUAGUUCGGAUGAUAUUCGAGUCAGGUUGGGUCGGGUUGAAAACGCCCACGAUCCAUCGGGUCUUGAAGAUCCAUAGCUCCCCCAAGAUUCUCACCCGGUUUGAAGAAUAUAGGGAGAGCGUGAAGUUGAAGGCGGCACGACAGGGUGGACAACGGAGGCGGGACGAACGGUGCAUCGCUGACGGCAACGAGCUGCUACGGUUCCACUGCACCACUUUCCUGUGUGAGUUAGGGAAUAACGGUAGCUCAAGCAUAUGCACCCACCAAUAUUGUAACGCAUGUGGAAUAAUCGGAUCUGGGUUUUCACCCAAAUUGGAUGGGAUAUCCACAUUACCAAAUAGCCGAAGGGCACACGUGGCAAUCCCUGAGGACAUGGAGGAUGAGUUCCGGUUCAUGAACGUGAAACGGGCAAUGCUUGUUUGUCGGGUCAUUGCUGGUCGGGUCGGGUGUCACCCGAUGAUAAGUGAUAAAGAUGACCCGGGUUAUGAUUCGUUGGUUGGGAAGGAACCGGGUGCGGUUGAGACCAAGUUGGACGAUGAAGACGAGUUGAUCGUUUUUAAUCCGAGGGCUGUGCUUCCUUGUUUUGUGAUUGUGUAUACCGUAUGAUUGUAGUUUGUGGACGAGAUGUUUUGGUAGUAGAGAUGUAGAGUGGGGUGCGAUGCAGAGUAUAGAAGCUCGGAGACAGGCUUUGGGGCCCUCACUCUACAGGCCGUCGGCCCACAAUGUUGUGUGUUAGGUAACUUGUGGUAUGCUAUCAGAGAUGAAGUGAUGAGUUGUACUUUGAGCUUUA
Molecule: messenger RNA, 1445 nt
Organism: Helianthus annuus (common sunflower)
Lineage: Eukaryota; Viridiplantae; Streptophyta; Magnoliopsida; Asterales; Asteraceae
Exons: 2
Coding region: 188-1261 (357 amino acids)
Source: RefSeq, a predicted model, not a curated record